Tuber aestivum (summer truffle) is the source of this 2768-nucleotide messenger RNA. Lineage: Eukaryota; Fungi; Ascomycota; Pezizomycetes; Pezizales; Tuberaceae. The record is from the annotation of a GenBank genome assembly.
AUGUCACAUUAUUGCAGCCCUUGUGGAGUUUGGUACCCCACCGAACGCGCGUGGAACCUUCAUUUCCCCGCCACGGACCAUGCCCCCAAAUUCCCCUGCGAGGCUUGCGAGUACACGACGUACUUCUUCAACCCGAAGGCUCUGGAACAGCACACGAGGGAUGUCCACCUCCCGCCGAAUUACUGCAGCGAGUGCGACCGGUCAUUCCUAAACGAUUCAUUUCUCCAGCAGCACAAGAGGCUUGUCCAUGUACCGAGCAUAUACUGCUCGGAGUGCAACCGGUACUUUAAAACCGAUGCGGCAUUGAACCAACACUUGCGGGGGCGGGCACAUGCAUCGGCCGAGAUGGCCCCGCGCGUCGCGGCAUCGAGAUUAUACUGUGAGACGUGUGCUCGGAAGUUUGUCAAUAAACAGGCGAUGACACAACACAUAGCGUCGAUAUCUCACAACAGAGCUGCCCGGAAGUCAUCACGACAAUCAAGCCCCGCACCCAGUAGAAACAGCACCCCCCGGCCGACACUGAUGGAGAGAGUAGCGACGGCACCAUCAUCCCUCCAGGUUCCGCCGAUAAGCGAUUCACGACGGUCAUCGAUCGCGUCGAUGGACGAUGGCGUCUCGCUGACGGCCACAGACGAUAAUAAUGACCUUGCAAAGCCACCACCAAAGGAGACGGAACCCGCAGCCGCUGCGGUUGCGAGUGCGAGUGUGCGUUCGCUGAAUUUGCCGAGUACGCCCCCGCCGGAGGAGUUCGAGGAGACGGUCAAGACCCCGGUUACUGUGCUACAUAUCGACAUUCCACAGACCCCCGAAGAAACCCAGACUACGGCACUUACGCCCGCUACUAGUGUUAGCUCGCGUUCUGAUGAUGCGGUCGAGAAUCCGUUCGGCGAUAAAAUGCCGAGUGAGCUUGCGAGUGCUGCUGUGGUUCGUGCUGAGGUUGUACCUGUCGUUGCGGAGGAGAUGGAGGCACCAAGUGUGCCAAGCACACCGAGUGUGAUUGGUGUGCCGAAGGAAGCCGGGGAGCAUCAUACAGAGAAAGAGGAGCCAAUCGCGUGCCAAGGGGUGAAGGAUUCACCGACUCUUGAAUUUGUCGAGGCACCUGAGGAGCCGGAGACCGGCGAGUCUCCCGUUGCCACAGCUCCAGAGGCACGCCCAGACAUGAAAGUGGAGGAGGAAACAGAGGUGCAAUUGAAGGAAGAGGCGGAGGUGGAGGCGGAGGUGGAGGUGGAGGCGGAAGCGGAGGUGGAGGUGGAGGUGGAGGUGGAGGUGGAGGUGGAGGUGGAAACAGAGGCGGAGGUGGAGGUGGAGGCAAAGGAGGGGGAGCCAGCCGCUGCACCAGCGGUGCCCGACGGAGCUAUCCCCGAACAUUUGAUCAAGCCGGAGGGCGCUUGUGUUGAGUCCGAAGAAUUGAUUCUUUCAAGCGCCGAAGCUCACACCCUACCAGAAGAGGAGGCCCAAUCUCACAAGAUAACUACCCCCGAGCAAAUAAUUGCCGAAGCCAUCGUUCCCGAGGCUAUCGCUUCAGAGGCCAUCAUCCCAGAGACCCCCAUUCCUGAGGCCACCAUUGCAAAAGUUGACAUCCUAUCCACUCCCGUUCCGAUCCCCGAGACCGCCGAAGAGGAGUUCGUCACCACCAAACCCACCGCAGCCGAGCCAACUGCUGCCGCCGUCCUCGAGCAAACCAUCCCCGCCCCCGAGCAAGCCAUCCCAGAGGCCACAACUCCCACUAAGCUCGAUAUCAUCCCCGCCCCUUCGCCAUCCCCCUCCAAGACCUCCGCCCCUCCCCCCACCGCGCCACAACCAAACCUAGAUCUAUCCUCCUCCCCCACCCCCUCUAUCCCCACGAAAGAAGAACGCCCCCGCGCCCCCCGUGCCAUCACCCAAUCCCUAAUCUCCACUCCUGCCCCAACUUCCACCGUCGAGUCCGUAACCGCGUCUGCGUCCCGUUCCACAAUUAUUUGCCCACAGUGCCCAGCUACAUCCAAGACUUUGUAUGAAAAUACCGACGAGCUGACGGCACAUAUUGACUCUGCUCACGGCAAGAAUGCGAAGGACGGAAAGGACAGCAAGGAUUCUGGGAAGGAGAAGAAGGGGUUAGCGAAGGGACUUGGAAAGAUCUUUGGUUUGCGGAAGUUCAAGUUGUUUGGUUAAGAUGUUUCAUUUUUUUUCCCCCCCUUUUCUUUGACUUAGGUUGGUGCUGGUGGGCGAAUCGGGUUUUUAUCAUUUCGCGUUCAUUUAGCUGAGCGUCUCCAUUCCUUUUUCAUUUCGUUUCAUUUUUUAUGUGUUUUUGUUGCAUGCAUGUUGCCUCGUCGGGAGUUGUCAUUUUUUUUUUCAACUUAUUUUUGACUUUUGCUUUUUGUGUUUUUGUUUCUCCAUGUAUGAACCUCACGUAUGUGUUACGAUUCAUUUAGUUAGGGUAGUUUGUUGGUUUGGUCUGGUCUAGUCUAACACGGCAUGGUAUGGUACGCUACGGGACGGUAGAAUGUGGGGUUUGGUGUUGCGUGUGGUUCCUAUAUUAAAAUAGAUACCUUACUUUCCCUUAUUGUUUUAACUUUGCGGUUUUGCGGGAGAUCGUGGGGCGCCCGGUGCGAAUGCUGCGGCGGUGCAGCAAUGUGAUGUGAGGUGCUAGUUUCAGGCGGAGUUGGUGUCGCAGGGAUAGGGAUGGAGACAUGAUGAUGGUAUUGGACUUUGAGGUGGCUGUGUUGUACGAGUACUAUAAUAGCUGGCCCCGGAUUUCUGGGGAGUGUUUAGCGGGCGGGCCGGAGAGC